UCAGAGGAUGGGGGCGCGCGGCGGGGCGCGGCUGUCCCAGAAGGUAGGGCGCAAGAAGCGGCGGCUGGCCGAGGGGCGCGCCGAGCUGCAGCAGAGGCCGGCCGAGGGGGCCGAGGGGCGCGCCGAGCUGCAGCAGAGGCCGGCCGAGGGGGCCGAGGGGCGCGCCGAGCUGCAGCAGAGGCCGCUGGCUGAGGCUCUCCACAUCCCCGGGCCCCAGCGCAGCAUCUAUUUCAUGAGCUCAAAGGACAGUCCUGCCAGACUGGGGACAGAGUUCUUCAACCAGCCAGCCGUCUCCCUGGCACGGGCGUUUCUGGGUCAGGUCCUUGUACGGCGGCUUGCUGAUGGCACCGAGCUCCGUGGCCGCAUCGUGGAGACGGAGGCGUACGUGGGGCCUGAGGAUGAAGCAGCCCACUCCCGUGGUGGCCGGCAGACCCCCCGCAAUCGUGGCAUGUUCAUGAGGCCAGGGACCCUGUAUGUCUACAUCAUCUACGGCAUGUACUGCUGCAUGAACGUGUCCAGCCAAGGGGACGGCGCCUGUGUGCUGCUGCGUGCACUCGAGCCCCUGGGGGGCCUGGACGCCAUGCGGCAGCUACGCUGUGCCCUCCGCAAAGGCACCGCUGGUCGUGCCCUCAAGGACCGUGAGCUCUGCAGUGGCCCCUCCAAGCUGUGCCAGGCGCUAGCCAUCGACAAGAGCUUCGACCAGCGGGACCUAGCUCGGGACGAGGCCCUGUGGCUGGAGCGCAGUACCCCUGGGCCUGGAGUGCCCACUGUGGUGGCAGCAGCCCGGGUGGGCAUUGGCCAGGCAGGAGAGUGGGCCCAGAAGCCCCUGCGCUUCUACAUUCAGGGAAGCCCCUGGGUCAGUGUGGUGGACAGAAUGGCUGAGCAAAGGGCCUGCUCACCCGAGUGAGGCUUUUUAAUGGGACUUUGAACAAAUAAAGGAUUUAUUUGUAGAAAACUA
Ochotona curzoniae (black-lipped pika) is the source of this 958-nucleotide messenger RNA. RefSeq names its product N-methylpurine DNA glycosylase (gene MPG). Bases 8 to 907 code for a protein of 299 amino acids. The transcript is spliced from 4 exons. Lineage: Eukaryota; Metazoa; Chordata; Mammalia; Lagomorpha; Ochotonidae. Gene Ontology annotation, molecular function: alkylbase DNA N-glycosylase activity; DNA binding. Gene Ontology annotation, biological process: base-excision repair. The record is from RefSeq and is a predicted model, not a curated record.